Molecule: messenger RNA, 2959 nt
Organism: Colius striatus (speckled mousebird)
Lineage: Eukaryota; Metazoa; Chordata; Aves; Coliiformes; Coliidae
Gene: RABIF
Product: RAB interacting factor
Exons: 2
Coding region: 11-448 (145 amino acids)
Biological process (GO): small GTPase-mediated signal transduction; post-Golgi vesicle-mediated transport
Cellular component (GO): cytosol; membrane
Molecular function (GO): guanyl-nucleotide exchange factor activity; zinc ion binding
Source: RefSeq, a predicted model, not a curated record
GUGCGCGGCCAUGGCGGCGGCCGCGGCCUUCUGCUCCGAGAUGGAGCCGGCGCCUCCUCCCGCCGCCGCUCCUCCCGCCCCCGCCGCCGCCGAGCCGCGCUCGGCCGAGCUGGUGUGCGCCCAAGGACGGAACCUGAAGGCGGUUCUGUGCCUGCGCUGCGGGUCCCGCGUGUUGCUGCCCGGCGCAGCCACCUUCGCCCUCCGCGAGCUGCUCCUGCCCGCCAUGCGGAAGAAGGCGGCGGCGGCGGCGGGCGGCGGCGGGGACCUGGUGCGGGAGCACUGGCUGGUGCGCGACAUGUUCUCCUUCGAGAACGUGGGCUUCACUCGCGACGUGGGCAACGUCAAGUUCCUGGUGUGCGCCGACUGCGAGGCGGGGCCCAUCGGCUGGCACUGCCUGGAUGACAAGGACAGCUUCUACGUGGCGCUGGAGCGCGUGGCGCACGAGUGACCGCGGCGAUGGGCUCGGGGGUAGCCGCGCGGGGAGCCGGGCUCCACGGCCGGGAACCGCGCCUGCCCCGCGCCCGACAGCCACGGACUCGGCCCGACCCUGUCUGGCUGCCCCACGGCUCGCCUCACCGACAGCCCCACCGGCCACGCCACAACCCAGAGCCACGGACUGACCGGCAUCGGCACAGCCAGCGCCUCACAGGAGCCCGCGCGAGGGGACGUCGGGUCCGUGCGGCGCCUCCAGGGACGGCUCUGACAGCCCCCACUGCCUGGCUGCUCCCUGUCACUGCUUCCCGUGAGGCUGAUGGUUCCAAACGUGCUCAGAUGUCUUUCAGGCUGCUUGGUUUGUGACACAGCCGUGUAAAUGUGGGUGCUGGCACGAGGGCAAGGGGAGGAGAAGACUGCUGCAUUGAACCAUCAUGGCAACUUAAAUUGUCUGAACCACAGCCAAAGCAGUUACAGGGUUUAAGGAUGUAUCUUCUGUUGAUUUUCAGAAGAAACGUUCCCUGCCUCAAACCUUAACAUUUAGGUCGUCUUAAAACCUCAUCCAACCUGACAACUGUAUCCUGUAAGAGUAUAUGGCUCUUAGAAUGUGUGUAAGGCCUUUGAAUGAACUUUGUGUGCAGCUUUACUAACUGAGUUCUCAGAAACAAAAUAAGAUACAAGUAGAGUCUGCAGACAGCAUAGGCUGCUAGAGCAGCAAAUAUAGAAAGUGUGCAAGAUCAUCCUCUUUCCAGGCAGCAGGAAUGAAGAGAAUCCAACCUGAAAAGGAUUUGAAUCAUUGGACAAGCACUGUCCAGCGACUGCCAGUCUCAAAGCUGAAUGUCAGAGCAGCUGCUUGUGUAUGAAAGUCAGGGAGGAAUUUCCCCUCUGUGAAAGCAGCUGAUGGGAGCAGAGAUGGAAUAUUGUGUCUAGUUUUGGUCUCUGCCUUACAAAAGAUGGGCACAAAGUUGACUGAAAUUGCUCAUGUCAUGACUCUCGCUGUGUUUAUCUCCUGGUAAUUGUCCAGUUUGCAUUGUCCAUGUGCAGACCCCUGUAUGAACAAUACAGCAGCUCUGCAGUGAUCGUCCUGGCUCACAGAGGACAUACCUCACUGCUAAUAAACCCGUGGUGCCCAUGUAGCUGGAAAGGCACGACUGUCCUUAUGCUGGGAUGAUGAAGCUGUAUCUGCCACCAACAUCAGGAUCAAUUGUACUUAAAAGACUAGCAGUGUUGAUGCCACAAGGCUGUGGGAGAGACAUUUCCUUGCAGGUUUGCUGGCAGGAAGCCUGUAAGGCAGGAAGAGCCUCAGGUAGCUUUUCCAGAGGCAUUCUGACAGCUCCCUCUGUGAGCAGUCAGGAUUUAUGAAUGGGCAGGAGAGAAGCAUAACUCCAUAGUCUAGUGAUUAAGGUAGGAGGUGAGGCUUGUGCUAUGUCCUUGCUGUGUCAGGUGCCCCGUUGAUGUGACAGCUGCUUCUUUCCUCCUGCCCUUGUCUUUUAGCCCUGAGCCCAGCAACUGGACAGACUCAUCAAGGGAGUGUACCUAGAAGGGCAGAAGAGCUUCAUUUGGGUUCUGCACAGGCACUGAAAUGGUGGGAUCACAUCACUUUAAUGUCACACUUUCACUUAGAUCAUUGUCUGUUGUGGAAUGUGUUUUGACCUGUAAUACUUAGACUGUAGUCCCUGGUACUAAAACAUGAAAUGUGCUGCACAGUGGUUUCAUUUCAGAGAGGCCACUGUGCUGAUCAGGCUUGUGGGUAUCAGCUUCAUUAACACUGAGUAAAUGGCACUCCUCCAAGAAAUGGUACCUGUGGAUUCCUGAUACUGGGGAACAGUCAGUGAGUGGCACUGGGAUGAAGCUGAGGUGGAGGCAGCAGCCUCACCCAGACAAUGGAAAACUUCCUAGAGAAAGGCCUUUGUCACAUCAGUACAGUAUUGCCCUGUGCUGGUGAGCAAUGAAAGCUGCUCCUGCCUUUCAGUGCAAGAGAUGUGCUGAGUGGAUACAUCUUCCACAGGAUGCAGGUUGGGUUCCUGCUGACUCUUAAGGAGGGUCACACAGACAGACACAUAUAGUUCUUCAGGAGUUCAUGGGAGGAGACUUUUGUACCACAAGAUCUUGGGAUCUUUCAGUCUCAGGUAGGACCUUGGCUUCCUGCAGCCUGGAGGAGCUGUGAGAGAUGCCCUUGAAGUCCAGGUAGCACAGGCAGAGACCUGGUGCUGGUGAAGGGGCAGCCAUGCAGCAGAGUUUGACUGCUGAUGCCUGGGUGCCCAUCACAAGGGCUAAUUCAUAUCUGGAGAGGUGAUGUGAGAAAAAUUGGUGAAGAGGGAAAAGGCAGCUUCACACUGUGGAAUCUGAGCCCAGACAGUUCCACUGUGGUGUUAAUGGAGCUUUAGAGGAAGAAUGUCUGCAGUCAGCAAACCUCUGCUGUGUGUGUGCAAGACAGCAACAUCAGGUUUGGGAGCAUCUAAUGAAGCGCUGAACAGUUUUUGUGUUAAUGAAAGCUAAUAAAAGUUUGGAUAGUCCCACAAGUAAA